CAGGUAAAAGCUAAUGCAGUCGCCAUGUUACGUGUUGUAUUUUUAGUUGCCUUUGGCACCUUUUCCGUGGCUAAGCAUUUGCCUCCUUACAUUAAAACCUGCAGAAAGGAUGAUCCUAAUUUUGAUGAAUGUGUCAAGAAGCACGCUUCGGAAGCAAUUCCAAAUAUUUUAAAGGGUGACCAAGAAUUCAAAAUUCCAAAUUUGGAACCAUUUACCAUCCCUGAAAUCUUAUUAGACGCUGGUAGUGAUAUAUCAAUUAAAUUAAACGACCUAGUUCUAAAGGGAAUCAGCAACAUUAAACUGGAAGAUAUUAAAAUUGAUAUAGAAAAACAACAUGCUUACAUCCAAUUUUUCCUGAAGACCGUGAGUAUUGAUGGCAAGUAUGACGUCGAUGGAAGAGUAUUAGUGCUACCAAUUAAGGGAAAUGGACCACUUCACAUAGACUGUCAAAAUUUGAUAGUGGAUUACGUCUUGGAUUACAAGCUCCUAAAGAAAGACGGCAGAGAAUACGUCGAUCCCGAUGUAUCGUCAAAGGUCUCAUAUACACUGGAAGAAGUUAAUUUAAGAUUAGACAAUUUGUUUAAUGGUGACAAGGAACUAGGUGACAGGACUAACGAAUUCUUGAACGAACACGCAUUGGAACUUAACAAUGACUUUUCGAGCACGCUCUCUGAGGUUAUUAACACCGUUGCUACAACUAUUUUCAAGAAAGUAUUGCCGUUGGUGCCCUACGAUGAAGUAUUCCCAUAAAAAUGUAACAGAUUCUGUGUGAUUGUUAAUUAGGCAAAAUAUAUGUUUUUGUUGUUUAAAUCCUAUCCGUGAUUAAAAGCAGCAACAAUAAAUUGGAAAGGUA
Anoplophora glabripennis (Asian longhorned beetle) is the source of this 853-nucleotide messenger RNA. RefSeq names its product protein takeout-like. Bases 25 to 750 code for a protein of 241 amino acids. The record is from RefSeq and is a predicted model, not a curated record. The transcript has 6 exons. Lineage: Eukaryota; Metazoa; Arthropoda; Insecta; Coleoptera; Cerambycidae.